Molecule: messenger RNA, 860 nt
Organism: Aquila chrysaetos chrysaetos
Lineage: Eukaryota; Metazoa; Chordata; Aves; Accipitriformes; Accipitridae
Gene: ZNHIT3
Product: zinc finger HIT-type containing 3
Exons: 5
Coding region: 52-540 (162 amino acids)
Biological process (GO): maturation of LSU-rRNA from tricistronic rRNA transcript (SSU-rRNA, 5.8S rRNA, LSU-rRNA); snoRNA localization; box C/D snoRNP assembly
Cellular component (GO): pre-snoRNP complex; nucleus
Molecular function (GO): protein binding
Source: RefSeq, a predicted model, not a curated record
UGGAGGCGCUCGGCGUUCCGCCGACCGGAAGCGGAGGGAGGAAGGAGCGCCAUGAGGGCACCGCGGCCUUGCGGGGUCUGCGGGGCGGCCGGCGCGGCCAAGUACCGCUGUCCGCGCUGCGCCGCCGGCUACUGCUCCGUGCUCUGCUGCAGGGCCCACAAGGAACGCUGCCCGCCGGAGCCGAAGCGGGAGGAAGAACGGGAGCGGCCGGCGGCGGUCGGACAGCUCUUCCCCGGCGGGCCGCUGAACGGCGGAGGGCGGCAGGCAGGCGGCCCCUGGUCGGUGGAGGACAUCCUGACGGAAGAUGACGAGCAGGACCGCGUCCCGCUGCAGAAACUCAAGCUUUUAGGGGAAUCGGAAGAACUGAGAGGCUUGCUUCUGAAUCCACAUCUCCAGCAGCUACUGCUGACAGUCGAUCAAGCAGAAGACAAAAGCUCCCUCAUGAAGAAGUACAUGCAGGAGCCGUUAUUUGUUGAGUUUGCAGACUGUUGCUUGAGAAUUGUUGAACCUCCAGAGAAGGAGAACAUCCUUCCUGAGUGAGCUACGUGGAGAACGUUUUUCUUUCCUUGACAUUUUUUCCCUCUGACAGAAGAGGUUUGACAGCACCCCGUGCUCCUGGGGUGCACCAUGCUGUGUGCUUCCUCCAGGUGUGGUCACACCUCGCUCAUGGACGUCAGUGCUCUAAUUUUCAAUUUAGAGUUGAUAAACCGUGACAUAGUGUAGGACAGAUUUCUAGGUACUAGGAAUUAAACUGGAUGUUCUGUGGGCUAUGCUUUCUGUUGAUAUGGAAAUACUAUCAACCAUGGGAAACGUUGCUUCCCAAUGACAAUUAAUAUUAAAUAUAUUUGCAUUUAUUUUAA